AAAAAACCCAGACCGAAUUUUAGCAAAAACCUCAACCGGCAUUAGUUCCUUCCCUCUUUAUUAUUAUUAUUUUUUUGUAAAAAUAUCCCCUCAGCUAAAUCCAAAUUUAUCAUUUUAUAGCUACUCUCUCCAAGUUCACAACUCUUUACUUUGCUCUAGAAAGAAAAAGAAACAAUCUAUUCUAGGGUUUUAAACAGUGAAUCUUUCCUUCUUAAUUUGAUAGGGGACUAUGUGAGAUAUCCUGUCACUCCUUAAUUAGGAAAGAGCACCAUAAUAAUAAUAGUUUAGCAAUAUGGCAACGGAAAGUCCACUUAGAAUGCCCUCGCACAAGGAGCCAGCAACCUUUGCACCACCAACUCCUAAUAUGGCAGUGGAGGAGUUGGGAUUUCCUAGAAAGGGUCAAAGAUUCCAUGGAAGUGGGAGAGACACAGUCCCUAAUCGAAGUGGAAGUGCACCCCCAAAUAUGGAAGGCUCCAUUUUGGCCAUAAACAACCUCAUUUUCCACCAAAAUUCCAACCUUAAUCCUAGGUUGGGGCGUUCAAAUGAUGCUCUUCAAGAGUUUGACUCAGAGAAGCAGUCAUAUGUAUCUUAUUAUGGUACUGGUGCCAACCCAAACACCUCACCCAUCCCAAGGGAGAAUCAGCUUGCAGAACACCAUGCUGUUAAGUUUGGUACUAAUUGGGGAUUGACUCCAAUAGAUGACAGCAGUAACAGUUUCUUGCAUUUGUCGCAAGGAGUACUUUCUACACACAAGGAAGAGUUGGAGGAUGAUCACUCACCCAAGCAGCCCGUGGAAAGUUUAGUCAACACAACAAAUGGGUUUUGGUCUGGUGAGGCUGCUGCUUCAUUGGCAGGCCAAUCCAAAAGCUUGGUUGAUUUAAUUCAGGAGGAUUUCCCCCGCACUCCAUCUCCUGUAUAUAACCAGUCUCGCUCCUUAAGCUCUGGAAUGACAGAUGAACCUGCUGAUCAUGAUAUUGUUUCUAGUUCCUUGCCUGACCCCACUGUUAGCACAUCCAAUGCUGUUCCAUCAAUUCUAGGUACAAAAACUGUGGGGCUACCUUUGAAUGCUGAUCCCCUAGUUGCUCCUGUUUCAAGCUCAUUGUCUCGUAAUCGUACAGGAACCAUACAACCCAAACCACCUCGUAGCAAAGGAUUUUUAAAUACUGCAGACGUCAACGUUAUUGAACCUGGAAUGAAGGAUCUUAAUAUAUCUAACCUUCAGAAUCCCAAGGUGCAAACAAAUCAAGAGCAGUGGCAACACAGCUACCAAAGCCAAGUGCAGCAACACCAAGUCCACCAACAGCCGAACAAUUCAUUUCAAGUUCAAAGUGCCAAGUCUCAAAUGGGUCAUCAAAAUUCUGCAUACAUUGAUGUGGACCAAGCUCUCCAUGGGCCAUCAAAGUUCUCAGCGGAGGUGCAGCCGGUAUUGCAGUCAUCUGGGUUCACACCUCCUCUUUAUGCAACAGCUGGCUACAUGACUUCACCAAAUCCAUUUUACCCAAAUCUACAGGCUCCAGGAUUAUGUGCUCCACAAUAUGGCACAGGGGGGUAUGCUCUGAAUUCAAAUGUUAUUCCUCCGUAUGUUGCUGGAUACCCCCCUCAUGGUACAGUUCCAAUGGUUUUUGAUGGCUCCGUUAGUCAAAACUUUAAUGCCGGAAUGUCUGGGGCUUCAAGCGGGGGAGGCAUUGCCCACGGAGCUGAUGUGCAACACUAUAACAAGUUCUUUGGGCAGCUUGGGUAUGCAGUUCAACCUUCAUUUACUGAUCCUGUAUAUAUGCAAUACUAUCAACAGCCUUAUGGACUGGCAUAUAAUACGUCUAGUCAAUUUGAUCCAUUGGCAUCUGGAGGUGGUGUUAUUGGGAGACAAAACAAUGCUCCUGACUCAAAGAAAGGAUCUGAGGUUGCUGCUGGCUUGGAGGAUCAGAAAUUGCUUCACCAGAGAGGUGGAGCAGGUAAUCUGAAUCAAGGUAGAGGGCAGAUGAUGAAUCUUCCCUAUUUUGGAAAUUCUCCAAACAUGGGUAUAUUGCAGUACCCCACAUCACCACUUGCUAGCCCUGUUUUUCCAGGAUCCCCAGUGGGGGGCACUGGUAUUUCUGGAGGGAGAAAUGAAUUGAGGUUCUCGCCAGGCAGUGGAAGAUAUGCGGCUGUACAUUCUGGUUGGCGAGGUCAAAGAGGAUCAGAGAGUUUUAAUGACCCUAAAAUAUAUAAUUUUCUUGAGGAGUUGAAAUCUGGCAAAGGCCGCAGAUUUGAGUUGUCUGAUAUUGUAGGGAACAUUAUUGAAUUUAGUGCUGAUCAACAUGGUAGCCGAUUUAUUCAGCAGAAGUUAGAGAAUUGCAAUGCUGAAGAGAAGGCAUCUGUAUUUAAAGAAGUUCUUCCUUAUGCUUCCAAAUUAAUGACUGAUGUUUUUGGCAACUAUGUUAUUCAGAAAUUUUUUGAGUAUGGAAGCACUGAGCAGAGGAAGGAACUUGCUAUUCAGCUUACUGGUCAGAUUUUACAUCUAAGUUUGCAGAUGUAUGGCUGUCGGGUAAUCCAAAAGGCACUUGAUGUGAUUGAACUUGAUCAAAAAGCACAGCUUGUUCGUGAAUUGGAUGGACAUGUUAUGAAGUGUGUACGUGAUCAGAAUGGUAAUCAUGUCAUACAGAAGUGCAUUGAGAGUGUUCCGGCAGAAAAAAUUGGAUUUAUAAUCUCUGCCUUCCGUGGUGAAGUUGCAACACUUUCCAUGCAUCCUUAUGGUUGCCGUGUCAUACAGAGAGUUCUAGAGCGUUGUGCGGAUGAGCUGCAAUGUCAGUUCAUAGUGGAUGAGAUCUUGGAGUCUGUAUGCAUUCUUGCGCAAGACCAGUAUGGAAAUUAUGUUACUCAGCAUGUAUUGGAGAGGGGAAAACCUCAAGAAAGAUGCCAAAUUAUUAGCAAAUUGUCGGGGCAUAUUGUUACACUCAGCCAGCAUAAGUUUGCGUCCAAUGUUGUUGAGAAAUGUUUGGAGUAUGGUGGUGCCACUGAGCGGGAAAUAAUAAUUCAGGAGAUUCUUGGACAAAAUGAAGGAAACGAUAAUCUAUUGAUAAUGAUGAAGGACCAAUAUGCAAAUUAUGUGGUCCAGAAGAUUCUUGACACUUGUACUGAUAUUCAGCGGGCAAUGUUGCUUAAUCGUAUAAGAACACAUGUGCAUGCUCUGAAGAAAUAUACUUAUGGGAAGCACAUUGUUGCUAGGUUUGAACAGCAAUUUGGUGAAGAGGGACAAACAUCAUGAUAUGACGCAGAUGCACUGUCGUGGAUUGUCUAGUACUAGCGCAGCUGCAACAUGUGACAACCUCACAGCUGAUCCCAUUCUUCCAACAUUUGCAGAAGUAGCAUGGGACAUGCAACAACCAUAUCAUGCAAGCAAUCUUUGACUUGAUCAUGUUAAGAAUACAUGAAUGCCUCAGGAAGCUUCCACCAUUAGGAACAGGGUUGGAAUUGUAAAGUCAGUAAACGUGUGCCAUCAAACGGUUUGUAUUUAUGUUCUGUAGUUCAACAAUUUGGACCCAAAGGAAAAGGAGCAUCAGUAGGACAACAGUUUAGAUUGCAACAGAUUCGAAGGGAAUGAAUUAUUUGGAAGGAAAAGCUUCCUGAUGGCAAACGCUGUAAAAUCAUCUGUUGGGUUUGUUUUUGUUUGGUGACUGGCUUUCCUUUAUAAAAGUUGGAAAAUAUAGCAA
Molecule: messenger RNA, 3689 nt
Organism: Populus trichocarpa (black cottonwood)
Lineage: Eukaryota; Viridiplantae; Streptophyta; Magnoliopsida; Malpighiales; Salicaceae
Product: pumilio homolog 6, chloroplastic
Exons: 10
Coding region: 293-3244 (983 amino acids)
Biological process (GO): post-transcriptional regulation of gene expression
Cellular component (GO): cytoplasm
Molecular function (GO): mRNA binding
Source: RefSeq, a predicted model, not a curated record